This is a messenger RNA of Lipotes vexillifer (Yangtze River dolphin), 1601 nucleotides long. It is a transcript of the gene ACTR10, whose product is annotated as actin related protein 10. Bases 109 to 1362 code for a protein of 417 amino acids. The transcript has 13 exons. The record is from RefSeq and is a predicted model, not a curated record. Lineage: Eukaryota; Metazoa; Chordata; Mammalia; Artiodactyla; Lipotidae.
GUCGCCACCACCUGAGCGCCGUCGCCCCGGCCCCGCCCCCCGAGAGCCGAGAGCUGUCGGCAGACAAGGUGUGUCAGCGCCCGUCUCCUUACCGGCUUGUUUACUACCAUGCCGCUGUACGAGGGCCUGGGGAGCGGCGGAGAGAAAACGGCGGUCGUGAUAGACCUGGGAGAGGCUUUUACCAAAUGUGGAUUUGCUGGAGAAACUGGUCCAAGAUGCAUAAUUCCUAGUGUGAUAAAAAAAGCUGGCAUGCCUAAGCCUAUCAAAGUUGUACAAUAUAAUAUCAAUACAGAAGAAUUAUAUUCCUACCUAAAGGAAUUCGUCCACAUACUGUAUUUCAGGCAUCUAUUGGUGAAUCCCAGAGACCGCAGAGUUGUGGUUAUUGAGUCGGUAUUAUGUCCUUCCCACUUCAGAGAGACACUCACUCGUGUUCUUUUCAAGUAUUUUGAGGUUCCAUCUGUCUUGCUUGCUCCAAGUCAUCUAAUGGCUCUUCUUACACUUGGGAUAAACUCUGCCAUGGUCCUGGAUUGUGGAUAUAGGGAAAGCCUGGUGUUACCUAUAUAUGAAGGAAUCCCAGUACUAAAUUGUUGGGGAGCACUACCCCUAGGAGGAAAAGCUCUUCACAAGGAGUUGGAAACUCAGCUAUUGGAACAAUGUACUGUUGACACAGGUGCUGCUAAAGAACAGAGCCUUCCCUCUGUGAUGGGUUCAAUUCCAGAAGGUAUCUUGGAGGACAUUAAAGUGCGCACUUGCUUUGUUAGUGAUCUGAAGCGUGGACUAAAAAUCCAAGCAGCAAAAUUUAAUAUUGAUGGGAAUACUGAGCGUCCCUCACCACCCCCAAAUGUUGACUACCCAUUAGAUGGAGAGAAGAUUUUACAUGUCCUUGGAUCAAUCAGAGAUUCGGUUGUGGAAAUCCUUUUUGAGCAAGAUAAUGAAGAGAAAUCAGUUGCCACUUUAAUAUUGGAUUCCCUUAUGCAGUGCCCAAUAGACACUAGGAAGCAACUAGCAGAGAAUUUGGUAGUCAUAGGUGGCACGUCUAUGUUGCCAGGAUUCCUCCACAGACUACUUGCAGAAAUAAGGUAUUUGGUAGAAAAACCAAAAUAUAAAAAAACACUUGGCACCAAGACAUUCCGAAUUCAUACUCCACCUGCAAAGGCUAAUUGUGUAGCCUGGUUGGGAGGAGCUAUUUUUGGAGCACUGCAAGACAUACUUGGGAGCCGUUCAGUCUCAAAGGAAUAUUAUAACCAGACAGGCCGUAUACCUGAUUGGUGUUCUCUUAAUAACCCACCUUUGGAAAUGAUGUUUGAUGUCGGGAAGGCUCAACCACCUCUGAUGAAGAGAGCAUUUUCCACUGAGAAAUGAAAGUUUGAUUAAAAUUCAACUUUGCUUCUUUUCAAAUAUCUCAUCAAUUACAAGCAAACUGUACAAAGUAUAUAGGAUGGUGUUAGAGACGACUUUAGUAGAAGUGCGUUUCUGUAAUUUUACUUCACAUUAGUAUUUAAUCAUUUUGCCUUUGGUGUAAUGGUAGAAUGGUAGCUGAUGCUUAUUGAAAUUAGUUGUAUUUAUAUCAAUAAAAUAUAGUAAAGCAGUUAAUUUUGGAA